Messenger RNA from Harmonia axyridis, 4250 nucleotides. RefSeq lists its product as uncharacterized. Bases 396 to 4040 code for a protein of 1214 amino acids. Lineage: Eukaryota; Metazoa; Arthropoda; Insecta; Coleoptera; Coccinellidae. Gene Ontology annotation, molecular function: calcium ion binding. The transcript has 12 exons. The record is from RefSeq and is a predicted model, not a curated record.
CGAUGGGUACCGUUACUUACUGCUUCACUCUUGUGUGAAUAAUGUUUCGAUUAUAAAUCAUUCCUAUAUAUUGUACAUUCAACUGCCUAAUAUGAAAAAUAUUGAAGAGAAGUAGUGUUUCAAUUAGAUAUUUUAUGCACAGUGAUUCAAAUUAAAUCAAAAGAAAUUUAUGACGAAAAAAGUUCAAUUUUUAUAUUUAACCUGAAUUCACUGAGCGAAUGAAUGUUCGGUGUCAGCUAAAGGUGUGAGUGGAAUAAAGAGAGUGGUGAAGUUUGGUGCUAGAAAGUUUCAUCUAGGAAUUCGGAAGUGCUUUGCUUUUUCCUCAACAUUUCAAUAAGUAAAAAAGACUAUUGUAAACUGAUAUUGUGAAAUGUGGAGUUGAAAAAUUUGGAAACAUGAUGAAAACGCCUGGAAUUUGUAUCAUAAAGUCUUUAGUAGUAAUGACCCUAACGAUUGCUUCAAUUCAAGGGAAUAAAGCACAACCUAAUUAUGGCUUCAUUUCGAAGAUAUCAGCUGAAGAUGGUCUCAUUAGUCAUAAUUUUCAAAACAAACGGAUCGAUCUGGAACAUAAAAUUAUAGAAACACAAAAAACUAUUCUCAAACCAAAAUGUUUAGAACCAGAUUCUUCAACUGUUCUGCACAAAUCAUUUGAAAGAUCAGACGAUCAACUGUUCUCAAAUACUAGAGAUGGAGACAAAUACAUUUUGUACAAGAAUAUAGAAGAAGCUCUCGAUAGUAACGACGUAGAACUUUCAGCCAGGCACACGGACAUUUUACCAUCAAAAACUAGGAGCUGUUUAUUGAUGGAGCCAUCUACAAGUGCGUCAUUUGUAGGGGAAGAGAUCAGAGUUAACCAAGCGCGAUCACUGACCAUUUCAAUCACGCCAACCUCCAGCAUUGCCCACCAGAAUAUUGCUCCUUUUCACAACCAUCUGCAUGAUGCUAGACAAGUAAAUCCAGACAUACAUGAUAUAAUAACUGGAAUAGUAAAAUUAUUGAAUGGCAAUGUGAAUGUACAAGCCAAUACAGUUCCUGUUUUGGGAAGGCCUAUGAGACCUACUUCUUCGAGAAUAAAUAAUAGAGGACCUCCAAGAAUAAGCGAUUUACCGGCUCUACCGAUAGAUUUCGAUAUGUCACCACCCGCUCUUUCACCGCCUCCAGUAGGUCAGAUACCCCCUCCAGUUUCUUCAAAAAGAUUACCAACUCCGUACCCUUUCUAUUUACCGCCACCUACAUCAUCUUCUAUGGAACCCUAUGAUGACUAUAUUACAGGACAUAAACCAUCUGAAAUUUAUAUACCUACAGUAAUUCCUCCAUGGAUUGAUAGAUUUCAACAGAAAAGGCCGGAAUUAGGAAUUAGACAUCCGAUUCCUGCAUACAAACAUCCUGACCCUUCACAUCUGACUACUGAGAAACAAACGGAUGAUAUUUUUACUCUACACCUCGAUAUGCCUUCUAAAAAUGAGGAAGACGGUAUAGAGGAAACUGCAACUCUCAACAGUUAUAACGAAAAAUCAGGUCAUGAAUCAGCCUAUCCUGAAGGAACAAAAAGUUCAAUUUUUGAGAAUUUAGCAAAACAAGAUAAUGAAACGUUUGAUUUUGAAAAAAUCGAAAAGAAGAUUAAAAAGGAAAAUGAACAUUCAAACAACAUAACUGGUGAAUCGAAAACUUCAUUACAGAAUUCAUUAUCAGUUGAUAUAUCUACAGCUACCCCUCUGAUGAAUUCAAGUUCACAGGAAAUUACGAACGAUAUAAUUGAAGAACAAAGUAAACGCGUUUCUGAUUACUUAGCAUCAGAUAACCAGAUCACACAAAUGUUUGAAAUAUCUGCUUCACCAACGGAAAGUUCCAUUAGAAUAACAAUACCGAUGAACAAUGAGACAAUUUUUCAUUCUGAUGAGGAAAUAGCCCUGAGUACCAUUUCAGUUGUAGAAUCUUCAGAAGGACAAGUUAUACAAGCUUUCAAGGAAGUGAAUUCCAGUAAUUUCAUUUCACCCACUUCAGUUUUAUUCAUUUCUGCAACUAAUGGAGUUAUCUCAACAUUGAGGAAUUCAACAGCUGAACACUCAACCUAUAUUAAUGUAUCACAAGAUUUCCCCUAUAAUCGUUAUACACCGAGGCCAGGGAUAGUUUUGGAUGACACUGAAUACCAGCCAGGAAGUCACAGACAACCAAUACAUACAAAACCUCCAGUAGAAUUGGGAGAUAUAUUCGAUAUAACUGUUUCGGCAAUGCAAGGACCUGGUGAUAAAUCUAACAAUCAAGGAAAGCCUUAUGUUAUUCCAGUCGACAUAGAUAAUGUUUAUGUAGACCAAGAUGUCAUUACAAGUCUUCAAGGGGAAAAUGGCUUUGUAUCAAUCGACGGGAAAAGGACAUAUCUUAAUUUAUUUGGCGAAGUGGAAGCAACAAAAGUACCAUCGCCAAAUAUAAAGCAAAGUGAUGGAUCGCUAAGCGAUGUUAUAGCAACAGGUUAUGCAAUACCUGAAUCUAUUGAGAAAAUAUCAAAAAAGGUUGGUUCCAUAAAGCCAACACAAAUUCAAAGAAGGCCACUCUUCGGUAGACCAAAACCAAAUAAUCCACCAGUAAGAAUUGAUACUUGCAUUGUUGGUGAUGACUCCACAUGUGAUAUAUCUCAACAUGAAAUGUGUCUGACUGACAAUGGCAUUAGUGCUUGUCACUGCAGACCUGGAUUUACAAGGAACAAACUCAGGGAUGUUUGUAGAAAGAUUGUCUCUGUACUUCUUUCACUUCGUGUUGAUAGAAUUCACGAGAGAAAAGUUGUUUGGUUGAAUGAACUGAGUAAUAGAAAUUCUGAUAUUUAUCAACAAUUGGCCUAUGAAGCUGGAAGAGCGAUUGAAUCAGCUAUGUCGAUGACCCCCUUUAGUGAUGAGUAUUUAGGCGCUAAAGUGAAUAGCAUAUACAGUGGAGAGAGAUCAGCUGGCAAGCCAGGAGUAUUUGUGAAUCUAACAAUUCAUUUAGAUGAAAAUGCUGAUACAUCCAGACCAACUGUUAAAGGAGAUAUACAAAAGCAUCUGCUUGGGGUUAUACAAAGAAGAAGUAAUAAUGUUGGAAAAAGCGCAUUGUGGGUCGACAGUCCCGUAGGAUCAGUGUUAUAUCUUCAAGAUUUGGAUGAAUGUGCCUCCCCUGAGCUGCAUGAUUGUCAUCAAUUAGCGAAAUGUAUCAAUGUUUUUGGUGGGUUCCGAUGUGAGUGUGAAGAAGGCUAUAGAGAUGAAUAUUUGGAUAGUAAAUAUAGAGCAGGCAGACACUGUGAACAAUGCCCCAAUCAAUAUUGUAAUAAUAGGGGCAAAUGCAGAUAUCAAGACAAGCAAGAAGUAUGCGAGUGUUCUGGAAACUAUUACGGAUAUCAAUGCGAGCUUGAUGGUGAAGUACUGGGAGUGGCUAUUGGAGCAAGCGUAACAGCUAUUAUAAUAAUAGGUCUCACAUUAUUAGCACUAGUCAUGUGGAGUCGCAAGUGGCAGAGAGAACAGAAGGCAUGUGUUGGAAGCCCAGUAUUCGGUUAUAUGGCAGCAGCAAGCAAUACUGUAAAAACACCGAUAGUUGGUGGGCCUCCGUAUCAGUUGACUUUAGAAGAAAGGCUUCGAUGGGCUCAACUUGCUGAUGUCAUGGCUCAAACUAAUCAUUAUGCUUCUGAGCCAGUUGCUCCAACGAGACCAUCAUCUGCGCUAUUCGGAUAUCCUAGUAUCAGUUCAGUUCAGAGGAAUUCCAUCCAUGGGACUCUUCCUCCAGUGCCUUUACCACGACUUACAUUACAAGCUCAAAUAGCAAGCAGAACUGCUAGUUUGCACGAAGAUAUUAAGCAAUUAGAAAACUUCAGCUCCAGUGAAGAAGAGGAUAAAGCAGAUUUAUUGGAUAGAAGUUUUCAAGUACCUAGACCAAAGAGCAGAAGUAAUGCUUCUAUUACUAAUCAAAGUGGCAUCUACUACGACGUCGAUUAUGAUCAGAACGAUGUUUACAAACAUGGUGGAGGAAUUCCAAUGAAUACAUACAGCAUGAGACGUCCACCUUUUUUCCGAAGCUGAAAUAUAUUAUCCUUCAUCAGUCUUCGUGGUCCAUGAGAAAAGAAGACGAAAAGUUGGUCUGAAUCAAACUUCACUCAAAGAAACUUGUAGUAUGUAGCGAUGUACGAUUUCUUACAACUGAUAUUACAACUGAUUCGAGCGGAAUAUAUAAUUCAUUUUGAAUAUAGUGCUAGACUGCUGUUGAAAAUAUAAUAUAUUUCUAUGGAUUCA